Trachymyrmex cornetzi is the source of this 2774-nucleotide messenger RNA. RefSeq names its product serine proteinase stubble. The record is from RefSeq and is a predicted model, not a curated record. Gene Ontology annotation, molecular function: serine-type endopeptidase activity. Lineage: Eukaryota; Metazoa; Arthropoda; Insecta; Hymenoptera; Formicidae. The coding region runs from base 997 to 2532 and encodes 511 amino acids. Gene Ontology annotation, biological process: proteolysis. The transcript is spliced from 10 exons.
AGCAGGCGUUCUUCGGAGUCCCUCGACGAGAGAGGAUAGACAUGGUGCGAGCCUUCCACACGGUGUGGAGCUUUGCCACCAUGUGGUAACCGAUACGCUCCAUCGGUCGUUCACGAAGUGUUGGGUUCCAAAAAAGAAAUUCUUCUUUCGGAAUCGGGAGACUCAGAUCGAGAGAUUGGAUAAUCUUCAGUGUAAGACAGGGUCAAAGAAAACAAGUGCAAGUGAAGAAAAAAAUAAAAAAAGCGGCGGUCUUUUAAAGAUACAAAAGAUAGAAAUCCCAAAGCUUGACAAUAACGGAACUAGGACGGUAUUUCUAAGUUCGAACACGAUUUUAUUAGUCACCGAAGUGACAAAACCUUAUCAUGUCGCGAUAACGCACGACUACGCUAACAAGACGUUAUAGCUUCUUGCAAUAGUUUCGAGAGUACAACCGCAGGUUCGAUUUUUGCUGUUCUGAAUAUGUAGAUUACAAGUGCGCGAGCGUUUUGUGAUUGUGGAAUUGGAAGAUAAUCAACGACGAACAAUAUCUAAGCGGUGAUACGGAAGCAACCACCUGUCGCGACGGUACCCUCAAUUGUGUUAUGGUGCUGAGGACUACCUCGGUCAUACGAGGCAGACGAAGAGGUCGCAGGAGAGUGGGCGGCAGGAAUAGUGUCCUGGCUGGUUCCUCCUGAGAAAUCGCUCGCAUUGCUUCGAUCAGCCGAGGAGAAAUCCGGGAAGGUCACGUCUGUUGAAUCGGUGGCGAAAUCAGCGUGGGGUGAAGGAAUUUAUUACAUCUUAUCUCACUGCAACCACCAAACUACAAGACCGCUUGCAUCCUUUGUGGAAAUGGAAAACGGAAUAAAGUUGAUGAGCAGAUUGAAAUAAAUUCACAUGAAUGCGCAAAAUUCUAAAUGAAACGCACACCGUUUGCAGAGAUCAAUUGUCGAUAAACGGAGUCACCUAGUGAACUUUGCGCACUUGAUCUCUACCAAUUUCUAAUCGUUCGGUAAAACGAUGGAUACAUCGAGGCCGUGUCAUUGGCUUCUAGCUGCAGUCAUCCUGAGUCUUUCCUCGAGCUUGAUGACGAGCGAGGUAGAGCAAUUUACGAAAUCUGAUUCCUCGGUUGUCGAUGUGCGAAGAGAUGAAACCAAUCAUACUGAGGUGGUGAUAAUCCGCCGGCGAAGAUACGUGCGAUUUCCAACAGGAUCUGCUUAUCUCCUUGAGGCCGGUUCAACGCCACAUGGCAGGAAUUUUGGACCGCAUCCGGUCACACGUUUCAUUCCACAGACUCAGUUCCCAGGGUCGUGGAGACAACACAAGUCCUUCUGGAGAACUCCCGCCGAUUACAACAGGCCGGUGAUGUCCCAUCGGACACCACGACUAAUAUUCCGUGACAACGAUUUCCUGCCGCCGGUCGGAGGUGGUGCGGCUUCCUUUUUCCAGCAGUCUAACCAGUUGCCAGAUUUCGAGGACGAUAUCAGAGAUCUCCGAAAACAGAUGCCGGAUGAUUACCCUAGAUUGGAAACAGAGAUGCGUCAACAAAAAAGACCGCUGUGGAAAGGCGACGAUACAUUGUGUGCGGACGGACGGAGCUGCGAAUUUUUUCUAAUGUGCUGGAUGACUGCUGGCCUAUUGGACGGCAGCUGCGGCGGCAUUAUGUACGCGUGUUGUCAGCGGAAAGACCCCACUAAAGCUCUCACUGAUUAUAACCUGAUCGAGUCACCUAGAGAUCAAUCUCGGCCACUUCCACUGGAUUUGUACACGGAGACCGACAGCGACGAUCGUUGCGGCAUACCAAUCGUCUCGAAACAAAUUGCGCAGAGGAGGAUCGUCGGCGGUGACGAGGCUGGUUUCGGUAGUUUUCCGUGGCAGGCUUACAUACGGAUUGGUUCUAGCAGAUGUGGCGGCACUUUGGUCAAUCGAUUUCACGUUGUCACCGCUGGGCAUUGCGUUGCAAAAGCGUCGGCGAGACAAGUCCAGGUUACUCUCGGCGAUUAUGUGGUGAAUUCCGCGACCGAAUCUCUGCCAGCUUAUACUUUUGGAGUUCGAGAAAUCAGAGUGCAUCCUUACUUCAAAUUCACGCCACAGGCAGACAGGUUUGAUGUGGCCGUGCUUCGAUUAGAUCGACCGGUUCAUUACAUGCCCCAUAUAGGACCCAUAUGCCUACCAGAGAAAAAUGAAGAUUUUUUAGGGCAAUACGGCUGGGCUGCAGGAUGGGGUGCUUUGCAAGCAGGUUCUAGAUUACGACCGAAAACGUUGCAAGCGGUAGACGUGCCCGUGAUCGAUAAUCGUCUCUGUGAGCGAUGGCAUCGGUCCAAUGGCAUCAACGUCGUCAUUCAUGACGAGAUGAUGUGUGCCGGUUACCGCAGCGGCGGUAAGGAUUCGUGUCAGGGUGACAGUGGAGGUCCGUUGAUGUUGGAAAAAACUGGUCGAUGGUACCUCAUCGGCAUUGUCUCCGCAGGUUAUUCCUGCGCACAGCCAGGCCAACCAGGGAUCUAUCAUCGCGUGGCCAAAACUGUCGACUGGAUCACGUAUGUCAUAAACUCGUAACGCGUCCUCAACCGCGGAAGAACUAUUCUCAGGAGGAGAGAUCUUGAGAAUCCUGAAGAGCCACGAACUUUGCAUGACACAAAGUUCGGGUAUCCUUCAUGUUAGAGAAUGAUUUCCGGGAUCUAGAUCUCGUCUGAGAAAUUAUUCUUCGAGUGAUCAGUCUGAGAAGCAACAUGACAAAAGAGUUUAACGACAAGGUUAAUUUAAACUGACUCUUAGAGAACGGACCAUGCCUAAAAAAA